GGGAGCCACCGUAGUUUCGACGAGCGGAGGGAAGCAAAAUGGCGGACGACGAUAUUACGCUCGACGGGAAACCUCUACAGUCGCUGCGAGUGGCGGACCUGAAAGCCGCGCUGGAGCAGAGAAACCUGCCCAAGAGCGGCCAGAAGAACGCGCUGGUCAAGCGGCUGAAGGGGGCUCUGAUGCUGGAAAACCUACAGAGGUCAUCCUCCUCCCACAGUGGGCUGCAGCCCAACUCUCAGAUAGGGGAGGAGAUGUGCCAGAACAGCUUCAUUAAACAGUACCUGGCCAAACAGCAGGAGCUCCUUCGCCAGAGACUUGAGAGAGAGGCCCAGCAGGAGGAAGACGCCGACGAAAGCCCAGCAGUGCCAGAGGAGGAUGAAGAGCACUCGGAAGACAAUGACUGCUAUGUCUCUGACAAGCCGCACCGCCCCGUACCUUCCCAGUCCAAUCUGACCAGAGCAGAGGAGAGAGGAGGAGGAGCGUCUGUGAUGGGUCAUGGGAUGAUGGCAUACAACCCUGACAUGGGCCCCAGUCCCACCCUUCACCACCAUGAGCCCCCUGAAGCUGCAGGAGCGAGGAUGCAGCGAGCCAUGGGGCACAAGGAACCCCCAGCCCCCUCUCCUCCUCGUGCUGUAGCCUCCCUGUCAGUGCGCGUCCUGGGUAAGCCAGACCGCCAGGGGCUGCCCCCUGCCGUGCCCCGAGCCCAGGAGAAGGAGGGAACUGCCCCGAGUGAACCAGGGUCAGCUCAUCCUGUCCUCCACCUGAGCCGGUCUGCUGGAGUAGCGACGGGAAGCAAUGUCAUUAUGGAUAGUGACGAUGAUGACGGUGAUGAUGAGUGUGAGGAUGAUGAGGAUUGGGGGCCUGGUCCUGGCAAAGCACGAAAGGCUAACAGAGUCCCUCCUCAGCCACAGCAGAUGCCCCCCAGUGUCCCUUUGGCAGGCGCAAGGUCCAAGCGCAAGCUUCAACCUCCGCAGCACAUCCCACCACCACAGGUACACCACACCCCCAUGCAGCUGCGCCACCCCACGCCUCCUCCCUCUCCACCCCCAGACCUGUUUCCCCUCCCUGACACACCCAAGCAGAGUCCACCAGACGCAGAGAACCAGGAGGGAGAGGGUUCUCAGCCUGCACCAAGGGUGGAUUCUGUCCCACUUCCUACCUUGCAGAGGCAAGACUCUGACUCCAGCUCUCGCUCCAGCAGCCCUGACCCCCCUGUGAAGUGUAGGCCCGGACCCCUUUCUCUGCUUGUGCACAAGAUGGAGUCAGAGGGAGCUUUCCGUGCAUCUACAGAGAUGUCAGAAGAUGCAGCUCAUUCCACUGCUGGGUCUUCCAGUGAGUCACCCCUGCAAAAACUGGAGAGAAAGAGGCAACAAGAGACCAGAGAGAUGGAGGAGGAGAGGCACCUGAAAAAAGAGAAGGAGAGAGAGCGACAGCUGGAGCAGGAGAGGGAGAGAACUAAGGCACAAGAACAGGAGAGAGAGAAGAAACGCCUGGAAGGAGAGAAGGAAAAGGAGAGAAAACGACUGGAAGAAGAGGAGAAACGGCAUCAGAAAGAGGAGCGAGAAAAAGAGAGAAAACGUCAGGAAGAGGAAAAAGAAAAAGAGAGAAAACACCAGGAAGAUGAGAAGAGACGAGAGGAGAAGCGGCUAAAGGAAGAGCAGGAUAAGAGACAGCAGACAGCCAAGAAAGCGUGGGUGGUCGUAACUGAGCCGCAAGAUUCAGGUUCCUCGUCUGAUUCCGACUCCAAAUCAGACUCGUCUUCACGUUCUUCACAAUCCUCCUCCUCCAGGGAUAAAUCCUCCCCUGCCAGGCCACUGAAGAAGGUAAAACCAGGACAAGAAGCAGAGGAAGAAAAAAAUACCAACCUGAGUAAGGAGGUGGAGAAACGACACCUUUCCAAAAGGGAGGUGUCGGAGCCUAGUGCAGCCGCCGUGACAGAGGUGGAACCAGACUCUGAGAGUUCCAUGGCCGAUCAGCCGGCGUCCGGCGCUGAGCCGGAGAGCAGCGAGAACCGCCUGGAGGAGAGCACAACUCCUAAGGCUUUCGCUGCCCGGAAGAUAUCCUUGACCAGCAGUAAGACGUCUCCAGCCACCGCAGAUGGAGGAGCAGGAGAAUCUGAGACGGCGACGGCAGCAGGAAGGAAGAGGCGCUGGGGCUCCAGCACAGCAGUCACUGCUAAGAAACCAUCCAUCAGCAUCACCACCGACUCACUGAAGUCUUUGAUCCCGGACAUUAAAGUGAACCAGGAGGCUGUCGUGGAGCUUCACCCAGAGGAGCUGCAAAUGUCAGGGGACGAGGAGAACCUGGACAACAGCCACAGUGACCAGGACAAAGGACUGAAGAUCAGACGCACCGUCACACAGGUCGUCCCAGGUGACAGUCAGGAAAAUGGCCAGACAAAUGAAGAGGAAGAGGUGGAGAAACCGGAGAAGGAAAAACCGCGCAGGACUUCCAGAGACAAAAGGAAGAACAGUCUCUCUGAGGAAGCAGCAGAAUCACAGACAUCCGUCAAUCUUGACGUCGAGGCAAAGAAAGUUACUCCCAGCGACAGUCUGGUGCGUCGCUCCAUCAGUCAGCAGAAGUCCGGCGUGUCCAUCACCAUCGACGACCCCGUCCGCGCAGCUCGGCAGCCCUCGCCACCUCGAGGCAAAAUCUCAAAUAUCAUCCAUGUGACCAACCUGGUGCGCCCCUUCACCCUGGGUCAGCUGAAGGAGCUGCUGAGCCAGACCGGCACCUUGGUGGAAGACGGCUUCUGGAUCGACAAGAUCAAGUCUCACUGCUUUGUCACUUACACCACCGCAGAGGAGGCAGUCUCCACCAGAUCUGCCAUCCACGGGGUUAAAUGGCCUUCAAGCAAUCCCAAGGUCCUCAGCGUCGACUUCUGUGAGCAGGAUGAGCUGGACUUUCACAAAGGCGUCCUGAAACCCGACAAAGAGGAGGACCACGUUCCCCCACCAAGCGCCCCUCAGAACCGGCUGCCCCCACUGAUGCCCGAGCGGGAGCGGGGAGUCGCUGGAGUGCGCGACCUAUGGGCUGAACGGCAAAGAGAGAUGGAGCGCCGGGAGCGGGCCCGUGGCGAGCGGGAAUGGGACCGGGACAAGGUCCGGGAAUUCGCAAGACCGGGGGAGGACGGCCGCCGAUCCCGAUCCAGAGAGAGAGAGCGCAGGAGGAAGGAGAGGGCGAAGAGCAAGGACAAGAAGUCAGAUAAGAAAGAAAAGGGAGAUGAGCCUCCGGCCAAACUUCUAGAUGACUUGUUCCUCAAGACCAAAGCGGCUCCAUGUAUAUACUGGCUUCCCCUGACAGAGGAUCAGGCGACACAAAGGAUUCUGGACCGCAAGGAGCGGCAAAAGGAGCGCGAGCGGCGGUGCAAGCAACAGCAAGAGGAUGAGGACAAGAAGCGGGAAGAGGAGAGGAAGGAGAGGCUGAAGGCUCGCGAGAAGGAAGGCGGCAGCGGCGGCGUGACGGUUAGCGGCGGAGUGGCCGCGAGAGGAGCCGACGGAGACCGAGAGAGGGACCGCGGCCGAGACAGAGAGCCGGACAAGAGGAGGGACAGCGGUCAGCGGCCCAAUCGACCUUCAGCCAGCACUGGCAGUGGCAGACGGUCUCGUAGCCGUAGCAACCCUAGGGAUAGACGCCGCUGAUUGGUGGGAAAGCUGAAGAUUGAGGGAGAGAGAGGGGGAAGUAGUGUUGCGGAGGACACAGCAGACAGGAAGUCUUGGGAAGGAAGUGUUUCCACUUGGUGAAUCAUUUGUCUCGCCUCAAAUUCAGGACUUGUGUCUGCUCCUCGCCACCUGCACCCGCCGUGCUUUAAUUCAUCCACUUCGACGCCAGCGUUGUCUUCCAAACACUUCUGCCAUGUCCCCGUCUCCUUAACGUCAGUUCUCACCAAAUGUCGCUCACAUGUUCGGUUUGUAGUGAAGUAUCGGUCCGUCUCGCUCCUUUCUCCCUCAGUCUUUUCUCCGUCUGUCUAUUAGGAGCGAAAAUUCAGUCUUCAUCCCGUAGAGAGCGGCAGCGUUCCUCCUCCUCCUCCUCCUCGCCUCCGUGUAGUGCUGUUCAUUUUCCUCCGCCAAAGAAAAGAAGCCGGGAAGGGCGGCGGUUUCUUUGGCACGCCUCAGCAUUUUGUCCCCGCUGAGGUUUGGGAGCCCGCCUCUUUAUUUUAGUUCUGUGGGUGAACAGUUCCUUCCUCCUCGGAGCCCUGUAAUAAAACCAGUCCAAAAUAGAUCCCUGACCUUCAAAUGUGUUCCAGGAUCAGUUUUAGCGUUACUCCUCUUUUUCUUUUCUUUUUUUAUACAUAUACGACUAGAUUUACAGGCCGUUGUCGUCGUCACCGUGAGGAAAGUUGAUUUGUUUUUGUGGAAGUUUUAUGCAUCUUGUUUAUUUUUUUUUCUGCCUUUGGAGGUUUGUGUGUUUAAAAGCAGGUGACGUUUGUACGAGUGAAUCUUGAGCUCCCACAGAUUCCUGAAGUCUCCAUAACUGUAACUUAGAAUAAGCGAUAGAAAGAGAUGUGGUAGUAAAUCUUGAGAUGAUGCAAAAGCCCAAGUUGAUCUUAAGUGGUUGAUCUACGAGGACGGGAUGGAUUUCUAGUGGAGGGUUAUUCUGUUAAUGCUACAGGACGCUGACCUUCCCUGCACUGACGUCUCCAACUACCAAUCCCUCCUACCACCUUUCAAUCAUAUAUAUAUUUAAGAGGAGGUAAAAAAAAAAAUAAAGUUUAUCUUCUAAUAGAGUAAUGGUUACAAUUUUAAUAUUUUUAAUUUAGUUUUUAGUUUAAAACACUUUGAUUUUGUUGCUUUUCUCCUCCUGCAAGUGCUGAAUGUACUAAGAACUUAAAAAUGAAUAAAAUUUAAAUUGGU
Molecule: messenger RNA, 4853 nt
Organism: Hippoglossus stenolepis (Pacific halibut)
Lineage: Eukaryota; Metazoa; Chordata; Actinopteri; Pleuronectiformes; Pleuronectidae
Gene: acin1b
Product: apoptotic chromatin condensation inducer 1b
Exons: 17
Coding region: 39-3641 (1200 amino acids)
Molecular function (GO): RNA binding
Source: RefSeq, a predicted model, not a curated record